Molecule: messenger RNA, 918 nt
Organism: Neomonachus schauinslandi (Hawaiian monk seal)
Lineage: Eukaryota; Metazoa; Chordata; Mammalia; Carnivora; Phocidae
Gene: GLRX2
Product: glutaredoxin 2
Exons: 4
Coding region: 185-556 (123 amino acids)
Source: RefSeq, a predicted model, not a curated record
CAUCUUCAUGUAAACGUCCCAGGCAUUUCGAGUCUUUCUUUCGGACAUUUUUUCUUCUCCGUUUCGCCAGAAUGUUGGCCACAGUCCCCACGCGCUGUUCCCACGGGCCUGUGGGCCUUUAUGAGCGUCCCUAGCCCCUAAAGAAACAGGUGCAGGGCUGGGCCGAGCCCUCGAAGCCAGCAGGAUGGGGAACAACACAUCAUCAUCUUUGGGGAAGUCAGCAACUGUUCCUGUGAAUCAGAUUCAAGAAACAAUUUCUGAUAAUUGUGUGGUGAUUUUCUCAAAAACAUCUUGUUCUUACUGUGCAAUGGCAAAAAAACUUUUCCAUGACAUAAAUGUUAAGUAUAAAGUGGUGGAAUUGGACAUGCUUGAAUAUGGAAGUCAAUUUCAAGAUGCUCUCUACAAAAUGACUGGUGAAAAAACUGUACCAAGAAUAUUUAUCAAUGGAACUUUUAUUGGAGGUGCAACUGACACUCAUAGGCUUCACAAAGAAGGGAAAUUGCUUCCACUAGUUCAUCAGUGUUAUUUAAAAAAAAGUAAGAGGAAAGAAUUUUAGUUAUGUAGGUGCUCAUAACCUUGCUACAAGUAAAAUGUCAGUGAUUUAAAGUGAUAAUGCCUGAUAAUGCCUUUUAAAUGUUUGAGGAUGUUUUAAAUAUGUAAAUUAUCUUCCUGAAAAAGUUGUAAAACUAAUAAUAAAUUGCUGUGGAAAUCUCUUCUUCCUACUUGCCAAUUCUUGACCAAAGGAGAUGAUAUUUAAAACUACAGGAGUGAAAUUGUAUCAAAAUAUAAGGAAAGAAUGUUUUAUUAAUAAUUCAUAUAUGAAUUUCACAGCCAAGAGCUAGAAGGUGAGCAUUUGGGAUUAUUUAUUGUGUGUAAUAUUCAGAAGAAGUUACUCCUUACUUUUUAUGGCUUUCAGUG